This is a messenger RNA of Phlebotomus papatasi, 790 nucleotides long. RefSeq lists its product as uncharacterized. The record is from RefSeq and is a predicted model, not a curated record. The transcript is spliced from 3 exons. The coding region runs from base 178 to 654 and encodes 158 amino acids. Lineage: Eukaryota; Metazoa; Arthropoda; Insecta; Diptera; Psychodidae.
UCAACUUCCCCUCCCAUGUUUUUUCAUCGGUACUCUUCGUUUUUCUCCGGAGUUUUCGGAAUUGGUUCGGAGUACUAAAAAUUUCUGUUUUUAUUUUUGUACUAAAAGCUAAAAGUGUCACUUUUUGAAGCCGUAUCGCUGUUUUUAUUUAAAAAAAAGUAUCUGAGAAAUUCAAUAAUGCCAAAAACUCCUCGUCGUCGUCCUGCACAACUUCGAUGCAGUGUCUGUGACAGCAACCAAGAUGUCCAGUCGACUCCACGAGAAGCACUGAGAAAUCAACUAAAAAACAAUGUACCUGGAUAUAAGGAUGGCCCCAUUUGCUUAGAAUGCGUCCUGACUGCGAGGAAUCGCACCUCGGUGGAUGAUACACUGGACAGAAUUGUCAACCAACAGACACCAGCACAAAUGAGGCACGUCCGGACGGCGUCUCAGUUGGAAAGGGAAAAUAUUCUGUCCCAGCUUUCUUCCCUGUCAGCAGAUUCUGGAUCUCCCCUUCUUAGUUCCCAAGCAACAGAUGAGACUAUGCCAGCUCCAAGUGCUCCAGUGCCAUCAGCCCCGAGAAUCCGGACUCUUCCGGAAAUGUUUCGGGACGUUGAGGAUCUCAGGAAUCGUGGUAUCAAUGCCAAUGACCUCCCGCGAAAUACCGGAGGCUAGUUCAGGAGGAAGAUGGACAGGAGAUUUUGGACUGAGGAAUAGUAAACUAUUCUGCGUUAACCAUUUGUUAAACAUUGUUUUUCUCAUUGAUUGGCUUCAAUUCUAAAUAAAUUUAAUCUUUUUUAAUUUUUUAAAA